AUGCUGGGUUCCUGGAUUCUGGCUGUUGUUUGUGUCUGCCUCCUCUUCCUCUUCAUCAGGAUCCAGAGACCCAAGAACUUCCCUCCUGGACCACAACCUCUUCCUAUAUUCGGGAACUUGUUUCAUUUUAACAUGAAAAAUCCUCUGAAAGACUUUGAGAAGUUGGCUGAGCAGUAUGGAAACAUUUACAGUCUGUAUAUUGGGACAAAACCAGCUGUUGUUCUUCAUGGUUUAAAAGCCAUAAAAGAAGCUCUGGUGACCAAAUCUGCAGACUUUUCAGGACGCCCAGACUCCAUGAUUAGGGAUAUAACUGAAGAUAAAGGAGUCAUAACGGCUGAUUAUGGUCUUCAAUGGAAGGAGCAUCGGCGCUUUGCUCUCAUGACCUUAAGGAACUUUGGCUUGGGGAAACAGUCUAUGGAGAAGAGGAUUCUUGGAGAAAUUGAACACGUUGUUGCAAAAUUGGACAAGCAUGCUGGAAGCUCCAUGUAUCCUCAGACUCUGUUCCAUGAUGCAGCAUCAAAUAUCAUCUACCUGGUUUUGUUUGGUACUCGCUAUGACUAUGGCGAUGAAACCCUUAAAGUCUACGUUCGGCUAUUUACUGAAAACGUAAAGCUGGCUAAUGGACCUUGGGCAAUGCUCUAUGAUGCACUUCCUGUGGUGAGGUCCUUGCCCCUUCCCUUUAAAAAAGCCUUUGAUAACUACAGCAGACUUAAAAGCUUGACAGCAAACAUGAUCAACAAGCACAAGACAACAAGAGUCCCAGGAAAACCAAGAGACUUUGUCGACUGCUAUUUGGAUGAGCUUGAUAAGAGAGACAGCGAAUCCACUUUCAGUGAAGAACAACUUGUGGUGUAUGUUAUGAAUCUGCAUGUGGCUGGAACUGAUACCACAUCCAACACACUACUUACAGCGAUUCUCUACCUCAUGGUUCAUCCAGACAUCCAGAAGAGAUGCCAGCAGGAGAUAGAUGAGGUUCUGGAGGGAAAAUCUGAGGUAUCAUUCGAGGACAGACACAACAUGCCGUACAUACAAGCUGUGAUUCAUGAGUGUCAACGUGUUGCCAACACUGUGCCUCUGAGUGUGUUCCACUGUACCACAAGAGAUACUGAACUGAUGAACUAUACCAUCCCAAAGAGAACUCUGAUCAUUCCCAACCUGUCCUCAGUGUUGAGUGAAGAAGGCCAGUGGAAGUUUCCUCAUGAUUUUAAUCCAUCAAACUUCCUAAAUGAACAGGGACAGUUUGAGAAGCCUGAGGCCUUCUUACCUUUUUCGUCUGGGCCUCGUGUAUGUCUCGGUGAAAGUCUGGCUCGCAUGGAGCUCUUCCUCUUCUUGGUUACUCUGCUGCGCCGCUUUCAGUUCAUUUGGCCUGAAGAUGCAAGAGAACCAGAUUUCACUCCUGUGUUUGGGCUAACAACAACACCCAAACCGUACAGGAUGGAAGUCAGGCUGAGAGAACCAGCUAGAGAAAUGUAGACCCAGUAUAUAUCUGUAUACUGAAAAUAUCUUUAUGACUAUUGAAGAAAUGAGCCUGUCCUCAUGGGCAUGUGACAGUUGUUCUAGGGUUAAUGCUACGUUAUAAUUAACAUGGUGAUUGGCUGUUUCACAUUUAAUUACUUUCUUCCUCAUGGCCUUGUAUCUAAAAUUGUGUCUUAUUUUUUUCUGUGAUUCUGUGAAAAAAAAGGAUGUAAAAAAAAGGGAUGUAAGAGGUUUAAUCAAGUCAAAUUCCAGCUAUUUAACCCAUGUUAAAUUAAACUGCCAGUAG
Molecule: messenger RNA, 1762 nt
Organism: Neoarius graeffei (lesser salmon catfish)
Lineage: Eukaryota; Metazoa; Chordata; Actinopteri; Siluriformes; Ariidae
Product: cytochrome P450 2F2-like
Exons: 9
Coding region: 1-1473 (490 amino acids)
Biological process (GO): xenobiotic metabolic process
Cellular component (GO): cytoplasm; intracellular membrane-bounded organelle
Molecular function (GO): heme binding; oxidoreductase activity, acting on paired donors, with incorporation or reduction of molecular oxygen, reduced flavin or flavoprotein as one donor, and incorporation of one atom of oxygen; iron ion binding
Source: RefSeq, a predicted model, not a curated record